AUGCGACCCGACGUAAAUGCGCAUUUCAUCAUUGAUGAGGCAGUGCGGCUAGGAGAGUUACCUUCUGAGGAGAACCUUUCUAGAUUGCGAAAAAUGACUCCACUUGAUUUGUGCAAGGAAAUGAAGUCUUAUUUAUGCAACGAGGACACCUCCGGAGUGGCUAUGCAGGUACUGGCCCAGGCUACCAUGCAAAGGAAUCAUUUGCAUGAUGAAGAACUAUGUGCCAUUGUUAACUUUCUUUGCGAAAAGGCGACAAAGCCUAAGUUUACAGCAACAGCGCUCAGCAGCCUAAGAAGCAUUGUAGACGACCUCAGUCAGGAGUGCUCAAUGGUGUUAUUUAGUACGCUAAUAAACUCCUUGAUAAAAGAAAUGCCUCUGCAAAAUCUUCGCUUGUCAGUGCGAAGAGAUGGCUUUGCCAUCAUUUGUUUUAUGAUUAAUAAGAAUACUAUUGAGUCUUGCAAAGCAGGAUACCUUCGUGCAUUACUGGAAUUUAUGGAUGGCGAAGCUGAUCCGGUGCUUGUCAACGACUUCUUCCAGCUUUGCAAGAGAAUCCUUAUGUACGCAAAUCAAGAAGAACUCCAAUCUGUUGUACAAAGCUAUUUUGACAGCUUAUCUGCGUACUUUCCAGUCGUCUUUACGCCUCCACAAAAGUGCCCUAUUACCAAAAGGGAUCUCCAACGUGGACUGUUGGCCUGCCUCUCCGAUCAAGUUUUAGUUGACAACUCCAUCCCUUUUUUUAUUAACAAACUGUCGUCUCCCUCUAUGGUAGUGAGACACGAAUCUAUAGAGGCGCUGGAGACAAUCAUCGAAACGGGUUCAGCCCAUGUUGGAACGAAGCAUCUCCUUGAUAUGGUAUUACACACGCGCAAUGAGAUCAUUAGGGUUUGUUUUUAUCCCCAAUAUGAUGAUAAUUCGUCAACAAAGAGUUUUAUCUCUUUAUGUUUCGGCCUACUGAAAAGUGUCAGCAAAAAAUGUGGCAAAGAUACCGCUCUGCCAGCCUUAGAGGUUUUUUCGCCCAUCAGCGAAGGUGUUAUUAGCUCGAUCAAUUCUGAACCCACCUUGUGUUCGGUUUACGGUACCAUGUUGUACCACAUUCUCACCGGAUCAUUCUCUUGCAGUAUGGUAUGUGGAGCCCACCUUCUUACGGUGCUCUGUGCGGAGGAGGAUAAAGACCAUCUCUCUAGUGUUUGUUUACUUUUAUCUGCAGUCUGUUCUGGACUAGCUGAUGCCCUUCGUGCUUUCGCGCACAAUAAUAAUACAGAAGCGGAUGGUUUGAGAAAUCGCAUUGGGCAGCCUAUUUUGGAACGGCUCCUGGAUCUUGUCAGAUACUGUGGACAUCAGAUAAUCGCAAACUCAAUUACUGAUGAAUUCUCUACUAGUUGCAUAGUUGAGUUUCUUGCAUCUUUUUUCCGGCUCUCAAAAGAGUUGACUCCAUGUUUUGGGAAAGGUGAUGCGGAGCUCGGAUUGCAUGCGCUCCUCCACACCUCUGUUUCACUAGCCUCGUCGCACGUAGCAUCAAGUAAAGCGAUCUCGUUGAUUUGUAAUAUUGCUUCCCCUGACGCUGAUGACGUAAUAAAAGUGAUACGUGAAAAGCUCAUCAAUAAUACUACCCUAGGCGUUUCUGCAGAUAGGAUGUUGUCUUUACUGGAAAGGGUAGCGUGCAUUUCUAUGCAACAUGCUCUUUUUGUUAUCAACGAAUGCUUCUUUGGACCAACUAUUCCAGUCCACAGCUGGCAAACAGAACUAACAGAGGUACAACGGUCGAGUGCUGUGUUGCACAUCCUGGAUAAUAUUAAUAGCAUAGACGACAACACGGCUAUUGAUUUGUUGAAGAAACUGACCACAAACGAGGGGAGGUCCUGGUAUUACUUUAAAUGUAUUUUCUCACUCUUCUCAAGGACCUCAGAGGCGUUCCAUGAGACCGUUCGCAAAAACCUUGACCAGCUGCCAUUGGUUGUGGCAGCUGUAUUAGCGUGCUCGUCCACCCCUACACCUUGUUCUGAUUCUUACGAAAAGACUAAGUGCUUGCUGCAUCAAUUCGACGAAUUGGUUCGUUCUUCACAAAGUCUAAUGGUAAAGAUGGUUUCCAUGAAUGGCAUCUCUGGCGUCGUAAGCACUUCAACUCUGAAGUAUGAUGAGCUGAGCAAAUUCCUUAGUGCACCAUUGGCAGGUGUUGCUGUGCACAUAGCCACGCUAUGGGGCAUAUGCUUUAGGCCAUCGAGCAGUGAAAAUUCCGACUCGACAACGGCGACAAUAACGUCUUCUUUAGGCAAUUUACUGUUAGUUGCAAACGAAAAUGAAGUACUUGAUGCAUUAUCAUUUUUACCUAUUCAAUUUACAGCUGAAAUGUCGAGGAAAAGGCAAAACUUGUUAAGCUGUUACGUCUCUAUUAAUGUGGAUUCCGUUGUGUCACUUCGUGUAUACUGGAAGGGCAUUAGCUGUCUAUUAAAGGUGGAGUCAAUUAAAACGCAACCCGUAAGCGAGGCUCAUUUUAUAGAGCGGCUCCAUCAAGGCUGCCGGGUUGGUGUGGCAACGGAGCUCCUAAGACAGGCUCUCUGCGCGUUUAUUAAAAAUCAAUCAUCAGCAACGCUGGUGAUUAAAGAGCUAUUGUUGAACCCUACUUUACUGGAGUUUGUUCUUGAGGGACUCCGCUCCGAACGCUUAGUGGAUCGCUGCGAGGCCCUGGGUCUCCUCUCAUCAUUUUCUGCACUUGCAGUAAAUAUAGUCAAUGAGCAACAUAGCGAAAGUAAUCUCUUUCGCAAAGCUCGUGACAUCAUACUCAACGUCACUCAAAUAUCUUUAAGUGAUAAGAAACGAAAGGUGCGCAGGGCUGCGGCACAUUGCCAGCAUGUAUGGUAUAACUUAAACUAG
This is a messenger RNA of Phytomonas sp. EM1, 2871 nucleotides long. The record is from the annotation of a GenBank genome assembly. NCBI's taxonomy places the organism in Eukaryota, Euglenozoa, Kinetoplastea, Trypanosomatida, Trypanosomatidae.